UAGAUGGAUCAAAAAAACAAUGUGACUUACUUUGUCCUCUUGGGCCUCACACAGAAUCCAAAGGUUCAGAAAGUCCUUUUCAUUUUGUUUCUGCUCUUGUACAUUUUUACCAUGGUGGGCAACAUGCUCAUCGUGGUGACAGUAACUGUCAGUAAGACCCUGGACUCACCUAUGUAUUUCUUUCUUGCCAGCCUCUCAUUUAUGGAUGCAAUUUAUUCCACUACUAUUUCUCCUAAACUAAUUUCAAACUUGUUCUUUGGAGAAAAUACCAUAUCCUUCAAAUUUUGUAUGGCUCAGCUCUUUACAGGGCAUUUCUUUGGUGGAUCGGAGGUGUUCCUUCUGCUGGUCAUGGCCUAUGACCGCUAUGUGGCUAUCUGUAAGCCCCUACAUUAUUUGGUUAUCAUGAGACAAUGGGUGUGUGUUGUGUUGCUGAUAGUGUCCUGGAUUGGAGGCUUUCUUCAUUCAGUAAUUCAACUUGGCACAAUUUCUGGACUUCCAUUCUGUGGCUCCAAUGUUAUUGAUCAUUUUAUCUGUGACAUGUAUCCAUUGUUGGAACUCAUCUGUACUGACACCUAUGUGAUUGGUCUCCUAGUUUUGGCUAAUGGAGGACUCAUCUGCACUGUUGUGUUUCUGCUUUUACUCAUCUCUUAUGUUGUCAUCUUGCGCUCCCUAAAGAACCUGAGUCAGGAAGGGAGGAGGAAAGCCCUCCAGACCUGUGGUUCCCACAUCACUGUGGUUGUCUUAUUCUUUGUUCCCUGUAUUUUCAUGUAUGUGAGACCUGCAAAAACCUUCCCGAUUGACAAGUCACUGAGUGUGUUUUAUACAGUCAUAACCCCCAUGUUGAACCCAUUAAUCUAUACUCUGAGAAAUUCAGAGAUGACUAAUGCUAUGAAGAGACUUUGGACUAAUAAAAUCACAUCUCAUGGGAAGUAG
This is a messenger RNA of Erinaceus europaeus (western European hedgehog), 933 nucleotides long. Its product is annotated as olfactory receptor 4A47-like. Gene Ontology annotation, biological process: G protein-coupled receptor signaling pathway. The transcript has a single exon. The record is from RefSeq and is a predicted model, not a curated record. Bases 4 to 933 code for a protein of 309 amino acids. Gene Ontology annotation, molecular function: olfactory receptor activity; G protein-coupled receptor activity. Gene Ontology annotation, cellular component: membrane. Lineage: Eukaryota; Metazoa; Chordata; Mammalia; Eulipotyphla; Erinaceidae.